Messenger RNA from Sceloporus undulatus (fence lizard), 3868 nucleotides. It is a transcript of the gene POLD1, whose product is annotated as DNA polymerase delta 1, catalytic subunit. Gene Ontology annotation, biological process: nucleotide-excision repair, DNA gap filling; DNA replication proofreading; base-excision repair, gap-filling. Lineage: Eukaryota; Metazoa; Chordata; Lepidosauria; Squamata; Phrynosomatidae. The record is from RefSeq and is a predicted model, not a curated record. Gene Ontology annotation, molecular function: DNA-directed DNA polymerase activity; nucleotide binding; DNA binding. Gene Ontology annotation, cellular component: delta DNA polymerase complex.
CGCCCACUCUAAAGAUGGCGGCAGUAGCGCGCCCGGAGUCAGAGAUGCGCAUGCGUGUUGCGUUCGGCGGCUGACGGAAAUCCGAGAGUUUGGUUCCUUGUCACUCUCCGGCGGCGGCGGCCAAUGAAGAGAGCGUUGGCAUGGCAACAAGGCACUGAGGAAGCAGGCUCCUCCCCUGAACUGGUUGGCGGGAGAGUGCUGCAGAGGGACAAAAGGGGAGUGUGAGGAAUGCCAAGAUGGAGAACAAACGGAAGGCUUCUACAGCAGGCUCUGGCAAAGGGGAUCCCGCUUUGUCACAAUGGAAAAAACCACGAGGAGGGGAUUGGGAGGAAGAUGGUCCUUCCCAGUUUGAGGAGGAAUUGGCUUUUCUGGAAGAUCUGGAAUCUGAAAUGGCUCUGGAGGCAAAGGAAGCACAGCUGGCCCCAGAUGCCAUUCCCAUUGGUAAUCUCUUCUCAUCAGUGAGUAACCCCAAGUGGCAGAGACCACUGCCUCCCAAAAUAAACCCCAAAAAGGAGGCGUUGUGUUUCCAGCAACUGGAAUUAGAUUACUACGUGGGUACUCACAUUCCUGGAUUCCCAGGAUCCACUCAGGGCCCAGUUCCAGUUUUGAGGAUGUUUGGUGUCACUGAAGCUGGCAAUAGUAUCUGCUGUCACAUCCAUGGUUUUGCUCCAUAUUUUUAUGUGCCUGCCCAGGCUGGGUUCCAAGCAGAGCACCUGGCUGAAUUUCAGCGGGAGCUGAAUGCGGCUGUCAUCCGGGACAUGCGGUCCAACAAGGAUGGUCUUAGCCAAGUUGUUUUGGCAGUGGAGAUCUGCAACAAACAAAGCAUGUAUGGCUACCAUGGGGAAAAUCUCAUACCUUUCUUGAAAAUUACUAUGGCAAUGCCCCGACUAAUUGCACCAGCAAAGAGAUUGUUAGAACAAGGGCUACGGUGUGGAACUUUAGGGGUACACCAUUAUCAAGCCUAUGAGGCUAAUAUUGAUUUUGAAAUCAGGUUCAUGGUGGACAGGGACGUUGUCGGAUGCAACUGGAUUGAAUUGCCUGCUGGAAAGUAUCAUCUGCGGCAAGAACAGUCUGCUGGAGAAUCUAGCAAGGAGAAUCCACCCAAGGUGUCGCUUUGUCAGCUGGAGGCUGAUGUGGCUUGGAUGAACUUCAUUAGCCAUCCACCUGAAGGAGAGUGGCAACGCAUUGCACCUUUACGUGUGCUCAGUUUUGAUAUUGAAUGUGCCGGACGCAAAGGCAUUUUCCCUGAACCAGAGAAGGACCCAGUGAUUCAGAUUGCCAAUAUGGUCCUACGCCAGGGGGAGAAAGACCCCUUUGUGCGUAAUGUCUUCACUUUGCAGAGCUGUGCCCAGAUUGUUGGUUCCCAGGUGCUCUGUUUCAGAAAGGAGGAGGAACUACUCAAGACCUGGGCAGAAUUCAUACGAACUGUGGACCCUGACAUUAUCACUGGUUAUAACAUCCAGAACUUUGAUCUUCCCUAUCUUAUAAACCGUGCCCAGACUCUGAAGGUCUCUACAUUUCCCUUCCUUGGCCGAAUUCCUGCACGCAAAUCUGUUAUCCGGGACUCUUCCUUCCAGUCCAAGCAGAUGGGUCGGAGAGAGAAUAAAGUCAUUAACACAGAAGGCAGAGCCCAGUUUGAUCUGCUUCAGGUUCUGCUGCGAGAUUACAAAUUGCGCUCCUACACUUUGAAUGCUGUUAGCUAUCACUUCCUCCAGGAGCAGAAAGAAGAUGUACAGCAUUCCAUUAUCACAGACCUGCAGAAUGGUACGGAUCAGUCACGUCGACGGCUGGCUGUAUAUUGUCUCAAGGAUGCCUACCUGCCCCUGCGGCUCUUGGAGAAGCUCAUGUGUGUCAUUAACUACAUGGAGAUGGCAAGAGUCACUGGUGUCCCACUCAGCUACCUCUUGGCACGAGGGCAGCAAAUCAAAGUUGUCUCUCAGCUCCUGCGGCAGGCCAUGAAGCAAAACCUGGUGAUGCCAGUGGUCAAGUCAGAAGGUGGAGAAGACUAUGCUGGUGCAACUGUCAUUGAGCCUCUGAAGGGCUAUUAUGAUGUGCCCAUUGCAACCUUGGAUUUCUCCUCCCUGUACCCUUCCAUCAUGAUGGCUCACAACCUGUGCUAUACCACACUGUUGCAACAAGGUGCAGUGGAGCGCUAUGGGCUUUCAGCAGACCAGUUCAUUCGCACCCCAACUGGGGACCUUUUUGUGAAAGCAUCUGUUCGCAAGGGGUUGUUGCCUGAGAUUCUGGAGAACUUGCUGGCCGCCCGCAAAAGGGCUAAAACAGAGCUGAAGCAAGAGACAGAUCCAUUCAAACGCCAGGUGCUGGAUGGACGACAGCUGGCCCUCAAGGUCAGCGCCAACUCAGUUUAUGGUUUCACUGGGGCCCAAGUGGGAAAACUGCCAUGCCUGGAGAUCUCUCAGAGUGUAACAGGAUUUGGGCGUCAGAUGAUAGAGAAGACAAAACAGUUGGUGGAAUCCAAGUAUACUAUUGCCAAUGGCUACAGUGCUGAUGCUAAGGUAGUCUAUGGGGACACAGACUCAGUCAUGUGCCGCCUGGGUGUGCCAUCAGUUGCCGAGGCCAUGGAGAUUGGAAGAGAAGCAGCAGCCUGGGUCUCCAGCCAUUUUAUUCCCCCAAUCAAGCUAGAAUUUGAGAAGGUAUAUUUCCCUUAUCUCCUGAUCAAUAAGAAGCGCUAUGCUGGCCUGUACUUCUCCUCCAACCCUGAUACGCAUGACAAAAUGGACUGUAAGGGUAUUGAGACUGUGCGGCGAGACAACUGCCCCCUAGUGGCAAAUCUAAUCAACACUUGUCUGCAGAAAUUGCUCAUAGAUAGGGACCCUGCAGGUGCUGUGGCCCAUGCUAAGGAGGUGAUCUCUGACCUGCUGUGCAACAGAGUUGACAUCUCACAACUGGUGAUCACCAAGGAACUGACACGCACAGCAGAUGAGUAUGCAGGGCGCCAGGCCCAUGUAGAAUUGGCUGAGCGGAUGCGUCGACGAGAUCCUGGCAGUGCUCCCAACCUGGGGGACCGAGUUCCUUAUGUCAUUAUCGGUGCUGCCAAAGGUGUUGCAGCUUACAUGAAAUCAGAAGAUCCCAUCUAUGUGCUGGAGAAUAACCUGCCCAUUGACACCCAGUAUUACUUGGAGCAGCAGCUUGCUAAGCCCCUCCUGCGCAUAUUUGAACCCAUCUUGGGGGAGGGCAAGGCACAGAAUAUUCUGCUGAAAGGGGAACACACCCGCUGCAAAACAGUGUUGACAGCCAAGGUUGGGGGACUCAUGGCUUUUGCUACCAAACGAAGCACCUGUAUCGGUUGCCGGGCUGUGCUCAACCACCAUGGUGCUGUAUGCAAAUUCUGCUUGGACCGUCAGUCUGAGCUCUAUCAAAAAGAGGUGACCUAUCUGAGCUCUUUGGAGGAGAAGUUUUCACGCUUGUGGACCCAGUGCCAGCGCUGCCAAGGGAGCUUGCAUGAAGAUGUUCUGUGUACCAGCCGUGACUGCCCCAUCUUCUACAUGCGGAAAAAAGUACAGAAGGACCUUGAUGACCAAGAAGUGCUGAUCUCACGCUUUGGCCCUCCCACAUGGUGAUGCUUCCUUGACCUUUUUUCCUUCUUUGUAAGAGUAAAACCCACUGUCUCCUGCCUACUUUUAAGGAGGCAGUAGUGAAGGCAUAUCAAGCAUGGUAAGCCAGAGAGAACAUUGUCCCCAUGCAGUUAUGAGAAUGCCUUCCAUUGCCAUGAUUAAGCGGGAGGGGACAAAAGGACUCUGCAUAUUGCAGGAAAAAUAUCAAAUUUGACCUUGAAAGCUCUUUUGUAGGGGCUUGUGUUUUUGUAAUGUGAAUUUUUACAAAUAAAUACUUUUCAUUUUGUUUCCUA